AUGUUGACCCCCACAAUACUCCUCAUUGUCGUAGAAGUGGCUCCCAACCACGAUGGAUCGCAACUGCGCACAUGCGCCAUGCGCUCACUCCAUGAAUUCAAAGACUCUCCGAGCGAAAUCUUCCAUCUCGAUGCUGGUUUGUGCAUGUUCCUUUUUCGGUUCGUCACCGUACCCGUACCGUGUCACCUGAUUAACGCGGAAAUGAAUGAGGCGGAGUCCUCGAAUGCUCGCCAGAGCCUUAAGCCUCUGUUCAAGUUCGCAAUCCACAACCCAGUACGUUGGAUCAACCUGCUCGUCAGACACUUCAAUGCCAAGGAAGUAAAGGUUGUGGCAAACUUGACAAAGCUCUUUGAACUCUUCCUCGCCAAUUCUGGUAACGGUGGCAGUAGGUAUGAGAUGAGGUAUGAAAUAAGGUGUGAAAUACUGUGCUAUCCCGAGCGCGCGAAGAGCUUCACCAUGCUUCCUGAGACCUAUCAUGAAGCUGUCAAAGUCGUUGAGAUUUGUGAUGAUUUGCAGACUCGUAAGCGAUUUACAUGA
Molecule: messenger RNA, 537 nt
Organism: Parastagonospora nodorum SN15
Lineage: Eukaryota; Fungi; Ascomycota; Dothideomycetes; Pleosporales; Phaeosphaeriaceae
Exons: 1
Coding region: 1-537 (178 amino acids)
Source: RefSeq, a predicted model, not a curated record